UCAGGCAGGCAGUCAGGCAGUCAGUCAGGCAGUCGUGUGCGGGACGUGAUCGGGAGACUUGUGGUCCUUGAGGAGCCGAGAGGAGCGCUGACGUCAUGGCAGACGAGGAGGCGACUGUGGAGGCGGACGUCGACCAGCCGCGCAACACUGCGCAUGCGCCCCUGGUGUCGGUGACGUUCCAGAAGAACCCAGCGCGCGCCCGGAAGUACCUGGAUUCGGAACCCAAAGCUCUAGGGAUCACGCAGAUCACCUUGAGUGUGUUCCAGAUCAGCUGGGUGACCUCCACCACGACCUAUGUUCGUCUGGAGAGGGACGUACCCCUCCUCAUUUCCUCAUUCCUGGUGAUCAUAGCCGGCAGUCUGGCCAUGGCAGCACAGAACCUCCAUCUCCCCACACUCAAGGCCUGUCUGGGGCUGCAGGUGAUGGGCUGCGUCACCACCUCGCUCAGCUUGGUCUUCUACGUCCCUUUAGCCAUGGAGUAUCACGCAGCCUACUGCUGGAAUAUUUUGUACGAGGAAAACGUCACCGUCACUUCCCGCUCGGUUUGCCAGCAGCUGCAGAAUGCCGAUUACCACCGCUAUGCUGAGAACAUCCUCAUCCACGCUGCGCUGAUAGCCAUCUCCGCCACCUUGGCUGCCUACUGCUGCAAGGUGGUCAACUGCUGCUCACCCACUGCCAACAUGCCGGUGAUCACGGUGCAAGCCCCUCCGGCCCAGCACAGAGACCCCUGAGGACGGAGGACGACACCGCCCACGCGCGCCACCCACACGGAGGCAAAGCUUCACCCCUCUUCAAAUCAAGAGAAGAGUCAAAAGCUGGACAUGUAAUGACAUAGUAAUUACGCUCAAUUUUUCUAUUAACACUUAAAAUGUGUGGAUUUACGCCUAACUAAGAAGACAUUAUUACCCUUUACGCUUUUGUAUUUGAAUAGGCGAACAUUGAUCAUUAAACCGGUGAUUUGGUACUAACCGGAAGACUUCAGAUAUAUGUUGACCGACUGAAGUUUGUACACAUUUAUAUGAAAGGUACAGAAAAAUAAAAAUCAAAUUUUUA
Molecule: messenger RNA, 1053 nt
Organism: Lampris incognitus (smalleye Pacific opah)
Lineage: Eukaryota; Metazoa; Chordata; Actinopteri; Lampriformes; Lampridae
Exons: 7
Coding region: 96-731 (211 amino acids)
Source: RefSeq, a predicted model, not a curated record